AGCGCUUUGUAUCCUACACCGGCAGCGGUUUUAAUGGCAGAGGAGAGGCGAGGCUGGCACCUGGGCGGAUUUCCACGGGGGUCCCAACGGAGAGGUUUUUAAACUGAGGCGUGAGCGAGGGCCACCUAGAGAGGCAUUAUGGACUCCUGCCUGCGAGGACCCCUAGGUGGCGCCAUUUUGGAGUCGCAGCGGGUUGAGGAAGCGCUGUCUCUUCCGACCCCAUCCCCGGCCGGCGCCCCUCGUCCCGCUCCGGCCUCCAGGAUGAGCGUGGUGGAGCAUGUGCGGGAGAUGGCGGCUGCCGGGCUCCACUCCAAUGUGCGGCUCCUCAGCGGGCUCCUGCUCACCAUGAGCGGCAACAACCCUGAGUUAUUCUCGCCAUCACAAAAGUACCAGCUUCUUGUAUAUCAUGCAGAUUCCCUCUUCCAUGACAAGGAAUAUAGGAAUGCUGUAAGUAAGUAUACAAUGGCCUUGCAGCAGAAGAAAGCAUUAAGUAAAACUUCAAAAGUAAGACCCUCUACUGGGAAUGCUGCAGCCACUCCACAAAGUCAGUGUCUGCCAUCUGAAAUUGAAGUGAAAUACAAGAUGGCUGAAUGUUACACAAUGUUGAAGCAAGAUAAAGAUGCUAUUGCUAUAUUAGAUGGAAUUCCUUCAAGACAGAGAACCCCCAAGAUUAACAUGAUGUUGGCAAAUUUGUACAAGAAGGCAGGUCAAGAACGCUCAUCUGUUACCAGUUACAAAGAAGUGCUGAGACAGUGUCCAUUAGCACUCGAUGCCAUCCUAGGUUUGCUGUCACUUUCAGUAAAAGGGGCAGAAGUGGCUUCCAUGACGAUGAAUGUUAUUCAGAGCAUCCCUAACUUGGACUGGCUUUCAGUGUGGAUCAAAGCAUAUGCAUUUGUGCACACUGGAGAUAAUACUAGAGCAAUCAACACCAUCUGCUCAUUAGAAAAAAAGUCUCUACUGAGGGAUAAUGUGGACCUUUUGGGUAGCUUAGCAGACCUGUACUUCCGAGCUGGAGAUAAUAAAAACUCGAUUCUGAAAUUUGAGCAGGCACAAAUGCUGGAUCCUUAUCUGAUAAAAGGAAUGGACGUAUAUGGUUACUUACUGGCACGUGACGGUCGACUGGAGGAUGUGGAGAACUUGGGCUGCCGUCUUUUCAAUAUUUCUGAUCAGCAUGCAGAACCAUGGGUGGUGUCAGGGUGUCACAGUUUCUACAGUAAGCGAUACUCCCGUGCCUUGUAUUUAGGAGCCAAAGCUAUUCAGCUGAAUAGUAAUAGUGUUCAAGCUUUGCUGCUGAAAGGGGCUGCUCUUAGAAAUAUGGGACGAGUACAGGAGGCAAUUAUACAUUUCCGAGAAGCAAUACGCCUUGCACCUUGCAGGCUUGACUGUUAUGAAGGCCUCAUUGAUUGUUAUCUGGCAUCCAACAGUAUCCGUGAAGCAAUGGUUAUGGCUAACAAUGUGUACAAAACCCUAGGAGCAAAUGCACAGACGCUUACUCUGUUAGCAACAGUCUGUCUUGAAGAUCCAGUCACACAAGAGAAGGCAAAAACCUUAUUAGAUAAGGCACUGACACAGAGACCGGAUUACAUUAAAGCAGUGGUAAAAAAAGCGGAGCUUCUUAGUAGAGAACAGAAAUAUGAAGAUGGAAUAGCUUUGUUGAGGAAUGCACUGGCCAAUCAGAGUGACUGUGUUCUGCAUCGAAUACUGGGUGACUUUCUUGUAGCAGUCAGUGAAUAUCAAGAAGCCAUGGACCAGUACAGUAUUGCCCUAAGUUUGGAUCCCAAUGAUCAGAAGUCUUUAGAAGGAAUGCAGAAAAUGGAAAAAGAGGAGAGUCCAACAGAUGCAACCCAGGAAGAGGAUGUGGAUGACAUGGAGGGAAGUGGAGAAGAAGGGGAUUUGGAGGGUAGUGAUAGUGAAGCAGCACAGUGGGCAGAUCAAGAACAAUGGUUUGGCAUGCAGUGAAGAUUUUACUUAAACUGAUAGGAGUUUCAGUUCUUGAAUGUGCCCUGAGAUCCAUUGUUCUCUGAAGGAAGAACGUCACCUGCAAUUUUUGUAUUAACAAAGUGGACUGCAUUAAAAACAACUGACUCUGAAACCAUUUAAUAAUUCUGUGCAUCACAGUUCUGUCAUUUUUGUGAUGCUUCCUAUUUAUCAGUUAUAAGAUUGAGCUGAACCAUGCUGGAGAUUUGUAAGAGUGGCUUAGUCUUUUCUUGCUAAAGCUAGAAUCUUGAGUAUAAAGCAUUUCAUACAAUAUACCUAUUGCUAGUGCCUAAAAUGUCAAAAUUUGGUUCAAAACUAAGUAGUCUUGAUCCUUAGCUAUAGAUGUAAAUACAAAAGUGUGGUGGGUUUUUUU
This is a messenger RNA of Mauremys mutica (yellowpond turtle), 2350 nucleotides long. It is a transcript of the gene ANAPC7, whose product is annotated as anaphase promoting complex subunit 7. The transcript has 11 exons. NCBI's taxonomy places the organism in Eukaryota, Metazoa, Chordata, Testudines, Geoemydidae. Gene Ontology annotation, molecular function: protein binding. The record is from RefSeq and is a predicted model, not a curated record. The coding region runs from base 139 to 1959 and encodes 606 amino acids. Gene Ontology annotation, biological process: cell division.